AUGCGGAUCUGGACACUCAAUGUCCCUGUGCCUGUCGACCUGCCUUGGCGGCCACAGGGCUACCCAACACGCUGGCUUCGUGAAUUGAUGUGCCGUUUACACCACAUUGACGACCCCGGUGAGUUCCGGUCUACUCUCUCCUCACCCGGCGGGACUGUGCAGCACGUUCUCUUCGUGCCGAUUGUGCCCACCACACAUCCUACUGCUAGAUUCUGGCUGCUGCACUGGGGAGAUGCGGCUGUGGUUACUUUUGGGCAUACCCCUUUCCAUUGGGAUGUUGUCUCCGCUCACAUCCGGGCCCUGUUCCCAGGGGGACCUUUGCCAGACCGUUGCCCAGCUCUUUCCUUUGCAGGCCAGUUUUAUCCGCCUGGAGCUCCCUUGCCUGACUUCCCGUCUGGAGCUGUCAUUCAGAUCAUCAUCGGCGCCCUAGCACGAAUACCGGGAGAUGAUGAUCCCUGGAACCCUGACCCGCUAGUCGUUGAUAGCCCCUUCUUCCGACAUGUCCCCAGUCGUGGCCCUGCACUGGAACCGGCCAUCCGGCUUGAUGGGAGUGGCAAUCAACUUGCUGCUGGUGCCUUGCAAACUCCCCUGGUUGAUCAAGGUGUUCAGACUGAUCUCUCAGGUAACGGUACUGGUCUCGACCACGCUACUGUUUCACGGGUUCAUUUGCUGUCCCGUGAACUCUCUUUCCAUACGUCACGACUCUGGGCUGGGCUUGCCGAGCCUGACGCUGAGCCCGUUGGAGACUCACCCUCCGUUCUGAGGCUUUCCUCCCAGAGCGCUUGCGCUGCCGCCUCGGCCCCGAACGUCGAUCUGCUUGAUAUCGGAGGUACUUCUGGCAGCCACAAGCUGGCUCUUCCGUCCUCUGUUAGUUGGGUCUUAGUCGGGGCACUUCUUGGUUUUAGGGGGGUUGCGUCCGGGAGCUUUCUUGCUCUUGCAACUGUCAGUGAUGGCUCCAUUAUCUUCCCCCCGCCGGAUUGUUCGGACGAGGAGCAGUCUGAUGAAGAAGGUCCCCCUCCUGUCCAAGCUGAGAACAUGUCUGUCGCUUCUGGUGCACCAGUCCCUUUCACCAUUCCAGCUGGACCUCCUCCACCGGAGCCGGUGAAUGCCCCCUUUCAACCUCGUUUGCGUUAUCUUCGUGCGGCCCGCCCUCUUGAGGAUUAUGCUCUCGGACUUUGGCCCUCCACUCUCGAUCGGGAGCCGGCUGCCGAUGAGGACGUUGUUCGACGGGUCCAAGCCGAUUUGCUUGGACUCCAACGCGGCCUACGCACAUUUGCCGCUGCCAUCCCACUGGGCACGCCCUUUUGUAUCCACAACCCCUUCACUGCCCGCCAGCAAUGUGACAUUGUGGAAUACUCUGCUGGGCCUGAGCUUAAUCCCUUUGUCCUGUUUCAAGGACAUGCACGCAGCCGUGGUUGGGCCGGGAUGGUCUUGCUCAUGCCGCAGCCCGAUGCCACAGCUGUGCACCUAAUUGGCUGCCCCCAGGCGCCGGGCAAUGUCGCGGUGGGUGUCGUCAUUGACGGACGCCUCCUUCCAUGCUGCCUUCCUGCGUGUGUCGCCUGUGCGGCGCUCCAGGCGCUUCAUCUUGACGGCCAGGAAUAUGAUCUCCGACCUCCGGAUGUUCACGAAGAAACCGCUGUUGUCCAAUUUCGCAACGGUGAUUGUCUGGCGGCGGGGCGCCGCCCAUCCCGCCAGCUACCCUCCCAUCAGGAUGUGCAAGCUGCCACCGCAGAAACCUUGGGGGGUGGCACCGAUGAUGCAGCAACGGUCCCCGGAUCAACUUCUGCUGCAUUCAGAGCCGCAGGUUUGUGGGUUUGGCUUGUUGUCACAUCCGCCAGGUCGCAUGGUGUGGCGCCUGCCAUGCUCGCUCUCUGUCUCUGGCGCGCCGAGGUUCUAGGUAUGCAUAGGCCAGGUGGCUUCCCUUGGGGUAUUGAUCCGGUUAACCGGCGGUUCUCUGGCAUUACGAGUGAGGACCCGGUUGAAGUUGUCCUGCACAGCCCCUUUUUAGGGGUUUUUCCACCCUUUACAGCCUCCCAGGACACCUGCCACACUCAGGCCUGGGCCCAGUUUCGCACUGCUGAUCCGGGUUGGGCGGCAGACUACUUUCCGGUCUGGCCAGGGCCUGCAUUCAAUGAACUUUCCGUCGUCCCCGUCGGACAUGAUCCUGCCCUUGUCACCAUUAUGCUUGUCUGGGGAGGUCACCAUCGGGCCACACUCACGCCUCGAACUAUGACGGUUGCGUGGCUGACUUCCUUUGUUGCCCGCCAUAUCAACAGUGAAGUUGGCGGGCUCUCACUUCCCCACGGUUUGGCGGUUUGCGAAUAUUUUGAUAUCCCACCAGCCGCUUUUCGGUUUCGCAACGGGGACGUCGUUUAUAUCCAUGAUCCCCCAGCUGACCCUGAUGAGCCGUUAGAGUUUGUGGAGCCUUGGCACCUCCAAGACGGACUCGCGGCACACCACGCUCCAUGGGCUGUGGGGUUCCAGCUUAUGUUUCCGAUUUCGGUUCACUUGCUCCGUCCUGAGAAACCGCCACUGCUCACGAGCAUUCCGGCUGGCGAAUCUUGGUGUCCUGAGGCAUUUUCAUUUUCGGGGGACUUUAGACACCAAUUUCCGGGCUUUUGGACGCCGGUCCAGUGGACGAGUGCUCGUGCCCUGCAGCUUAUGGCGGUUAACGAGGUUGCCGCUAAGGUUAAUGUUGUAGCGGCUACUCCUGAAGGGCGGUUGUGCAGAUCGGUCGAUCGUGUUGUGUCUCGUGACAGCCUCGCUGCUCAGCUGAGGUUCUGCCCUGCGACGGUUCAGGUUGGCGGGGUCCCGUCAUAUGCCAUGGAGCAAGCUUGCGAACUCCGCAACGGGGAUGUGAUUUUCGGAGAAUUCGCUCGCGGUGCCUGUGCGACUGCCUCCUGUCGCCUAGGUUGGUGGUUGGGAACUGCAUUUGCUUUCUCACAGCUGCCCAUGGCACGCCAGUUCUUGCUUGUCCUUGCUGUUGGCCUCAUGCAUGGUGGCCAGUCUUCGAGCCUCGGGGCCGGUGCUCUGUUUUUCUUGCCGUCAGCGGCGGCCAUGAUUCAACGGGCACCUGCAGCCCCCUUGGCAACCCCGGCUAUCCCUGCUGCCACUGUUAACCGAGUCACCCUCACUUUGGCCAAUCCCUUUGCGCCCUGGCAACGCGUUGAAGUUGACCCCAGUAAUGCCUUUGAGGAUGUCAUCGCGGAUGCACAUCACACCCUGACGUCGUGGCAUCGGGGGUUUGCUGAAUCCGGGUUGGUGUCCGAUGGUUCGCAUGUUCUGGUCCCGAGACCAGGAGGGAGGCUCGCAUGCAUACUGGUUUCGGGUCUAGGGCAGCUUAUUUGUGUUGUCGUGCCCUCCUUUCUCACCCCCCGCGAUUUAACCCAUGCCUUGCAGCUUCGCUUUGGCCGCCGGGUAAGUGCACACCUCUCGCCCGGACUGGCAGCGUCAACCCGGGACACCAGACCCGUGCUCGCUUUGCGCUCAGGUGACUUGAUAGCAGUCCGGCUUUUCCAGUCGGACCCUUCAGCGGGGCCACGCGAGACGCCCGUCUUCUUGACCUGGGGAGCUGCACAUGCCGCCUCAGCAUGGCAUUCUGACUUUAUUGUCGCUCACGCCUCCUGUGUGCUGCUGUGGUCACCCAGCCGACCCACUCGGGUCGCUCUCCUCCGACACCAAGCGCGGUGGAAUGCUGCAGAGGCCACCGUUUGCCAACACGAGGAGGCCUUGGGAGUCCACCGUUGGGCGCCCUGCCACGGACACCUAGGGACGCCACCCUGGCUUGUUGAGCAAGCCACUGCUUUUGGGCGUGUGAAUAUCAUUCAGUCUCGUGGCUCCACCAGGCUACUGAGGAAGCCAGUGUACGCGACGGCGAUUGGUGGGUUCAUUCCCUUGCAGCUGGAUUGUUUGGUCGUCGGCUACCUGCGCUGGCCAGACUUCUGCUCCUUGUGUAUGGUUUCAGUGGGCCAGCCUGGGCUGUGUCCUCCGGCUCCUCGGGCCGAUGUUCCAGUGUUGACUCUUCAGAAGCUCGCACCAUUCGCACCAGGAUGCCGCCUCGGCGGAGUCGCUCCCGUGAUCGGGACAGCUCUCACCGCCAUUUUCCUGCGCGAGUCGAUUUCAGCAGUGGUGAACCUUAUGUCCUGCAGGCGGGGUGGCAGCCUGAUUGUACUGACGGUCAGCUUUGUUUUGCCCGCUGCUUUCCAGGUCCAAGGACCAUGGUCCCUGUUUGAAGCUGUUGGGUCCCGACACUGUGGUGCCUGGGCAACCCGCUUCUUCCCUGUCCGUGCGGCGUUUCCGUUCGCCCAAGUUACGCUUGCCCCGGUUGCUCCUUUCGGGAUGGCAAGUGUAGUCUUCCACACCCUUAGUGGCACAGCCGUUGCCUUAGCGUCGGUUGAUGCGUCGCUCGAGGACAUUCAGCGGCUGGCCGCCCGCCUCAUUCCCAGCACACGGUUUUGGGUUGUCAUUCCGCCUCCUUCCAUCCGCGCCGCUCACAUGUACACGCACAUCCGCCUUCGCAACGGCGAUGCGUUUGGCUUUCUGCCUGACUCUACUCAACCCGGUUCUACACGGUUCCCUGCUCUGCACUACCCAUCCCUUGAUAGGGCGCGGCAGGUUGCCAGCUGGUCGUUGUCUUUCAGGUUCGACACAGGCGGCCCCGUCACCCUGUGGACAACCUCCAGCCGUUUUGGCCAGCUGGUGUAUGUACGCGACAAUGCGUAUUGGGAUCCUCUAGGCCCCACAUUUCGAAGCUUAGGUGGAGAGACCCUAACGGGCUCCUGGGUACCAGUCCUUACGGGUGACCUGUCGGACCUGCAUCUAAUGUCCCGCACCUCAAUUUCUGAAGCGCAUGUGCUCUUUCUCCUGCCGCCAGAGCAGACACCGGUGGGGGUCUUCCUAGCGGGCUGCAACACCCAUCGCAUCCCUUUGGGAUGGCAACUGUUACCUGCCAUUCGUUAUGUGCGUGCUGGUAGCACGUUGCGGGACGGGGUGAAGGCGACCUUCUCGAUCUUUCGGCCCGACCUGAAUUGGAUAUUGUUUUGCUUAGCCUGUGAGCCGGCCUGGGGUGCCGACGUUGUGCCCGUAUGGCCGACAGCCGCCCUUCCAGCCUUGUUGGUCGUGCCGCGUCCCCCUGAUCCCAGCCUCGUGUGCCUGGCGGUGUCCUCUUUGGAUCGGCAUUUCUCUGUCUUGAUCCCCUGCUCCUCCACUCUGUCAUGGUUGGGGGAGGCUCUCCGUUUUCUUCAGCCAUUACAGGCGCUCUCCCUGCGGGCGCCUAGUUCCUUGGCCGCGUCGACGCCUCAUGACGGCGUUAUCAGAUGGCGUUCGGGUGAUCUUGUUGUCGCCCUGCCUCCGGCAGCCUUCGAGCCUACUUACCAGCCCCCGUGCUUCCACACUGAUGCGCAGGUUCGGCAUUGUGCUGUCUGGGCAGUCGAUUUCUCGGUCUCUGUCCGGACCAAUUUUAUACUUUGGCGCCCCGGGGUCCGUGCAAUCCGGGGACAUGCACCCGAAGGGGCCCAGUGGCGGGCCCUCGACUUUACGUUUGCUGGGGACUUCUGCCAACACUAUCCUGGGCGCUGGGUGCCGGUACCAUGGAUUGCCCAAGACCAUGCCCAUUUAGUUGUGGUGUCCGAGGACCCGACAUAUGUCAAUGUUGUCAUUGAAGCUGACGGUAAGUGCUGGUGUGCCCCAGUAACUGCAGCGACGGACGCCUGGCAGUUAUGGAAUGAUGUGCCCUCCAUCUCCACUCAGCCACGAGUCCUGGGUCUUUCACACCAGGAACUGCGCCAAGGCACUGUCCUUCGCAAUGGUGACGUUGUGUCAGAAGCUCCCCAGGGCGCCCUACCUUCAGGUGGCGUUCAGGCUCUCCUCGCUUUCUUUCUCUCUGUCCGCUUUCUACCAACUUUCCCGAGCUCCUUGGUUCUGAUUGCUGGCUUGUUUUUCGGCUGGCAUAAUGAGGCCGCCGGUGCACGUCACCUUACCCUCGCGGUUGGCCUCGCUGCCACCGGGCAGGGUCAUGUUGAGGCAGUUAGGAUGUCUGACACACCCUAUCCUGCAGGGGAAUGUCACCGCCUCUGGGAGCCCUCCGGCUCUGUGUCAGGGCCGUUCUUUGGCCCCGUGGAUCGUCCGCCUGAGGAGUUGCGUCAUGCCGCUGUUGCGUGGUCUGAUUUUACUCAAGUCCGGCCACCGCAAGAUCCUCGCAUAGUGGAUUGGGUGCCCGUCCCUUCGGAUCCUCUCUUCGUUGUGGUCCUGCUCCAGUGCCCGCCUGCGACUCGAGCCGCCAUCCUGCCAGCCACGUGUCACGCUGCCGACCUUACUCGAGCGUGUCGACGGUCGGUCCCUGAUUUAGCUUGUGUUUUAGCCUCGCCGGAAAUCUGGUGUGGCACUGCCACUUCCUAUACCCCAACUCUUUUCCUUCGGUCUGGGGACGUGCUGACCCUGGCAUGUGCCGGCUGGGCUCCACGCUUGCGCUCUCCCAGCGGCCGCUAUUGGGAUACCUUCUAUCAGGCCCGUAAAUUUGCCUUUUGGGGUAGCCCCUUUCAGAUCCGCCUGCCAGGCCUCUUGUUUGCGUGGUCGGCCGGUGAUCCUGUUCCCUUGACGGUUCAUACCGUUCAAAAUGAAGUGUGGGACCCGGAACACUGCACAUUCCGACCCUCUUUGGCCCGGUACAGUGUUGCCCGUUGGAUCCCGGCUGCCCGUUGUGAUCUGCUUGGCCUCCACCUUGUCCCGGAGAGCCUUAACCCGCACCGUGCACAUGUUUUGCCCACGCAACCACCUCUUCGGUUGCUGGAGGUCUCCCGUUACAGCACACAAGGUCUGAUUAGGGAUGGCGAUAGCGGCUCUUUUGGUAGCAGAGCUCCCUCCCCGCGUCUUCUGUUGUGCCUUGCUGGCCUUCUGCUGACGCGGAAUGCCUUGUCGCUCUGGGCUAGUGGCGGGGCUCUCCUUCUUGCAGGGGCAUCCUUUGGGGCUUUCCCCUUCAGUGACACCCUUGUCUUAUCGAGUGUUGCUCAUGGUGCGAUGUCGUGGCCCGCUCUGCUCUUUGACAUCUAUGGGCGAGCUUGGGGGGCCCCUUCCGAAGCCCCUCGUGUAGCGGAUGCAGCCGCGAAGACCGUACCUGAUCGGAGAUUAGAUCUCAAUGAGGCGGGUCAUCAUUAUGCCGGCCUGGCCGCUCAUUACUUGGCUAGGCACUUGCUGGUGAGUAUGCCUCCCACGCUCCCUCCCUGUUAUCACUCGGGCUGGCUCCGUUUUUCGGCUUGGCCCGGCGGAGUGCCUGAUGAGCUGUUUAUCGCCACUGACGGCAGCGGCUUGCAAGCGGGAGGGUGGGCCUUCGCGGUGUGGGCCCUCUGGAAAAAGACAUGGUUUCGUGUGGGGUGGGACGCUGGUAGCCUGCCUGCUACCCCAUGGCUCCCUACUCCCACUGCCACUGCCACGGACCUCCGGUCGUACCUGGGAGAGCUUAGCGCCCUUGUUUCUGCUGCGGCCUGGUUCACUGCCUGGCAAUCCAAUCUCGUUGCACCACCCAUUUCCGUCAUGUGCCCGGACAUGCCGGACGUCGCUGAAUCCUUCUUUAACCGGGAGGGUCAUGGGCAGCGUCGCAUCUACAUUGCUCAACAGCUCCAAUCCCUAGAUGUACACGUUGCCUUCUUACAGGAGUGCCGUAGCCGGCCAGGACGUUGGUCCUCACAUGGUUUUCUCAGCUUCCGCUCCGGCGCAGAAAAGGGUAUGUUCGGCGUUGAGAUCUGGGUUAGACCUGAUGUUGUGUCACCCAAGCUUGAUCUCGAUGACUUUCGCAUCCGGUUUGCCAGCCCGCGGCUGCUGUUAGUACAAUGCCAACGUUCGGACUUUCCGGUGACCCUGGUCGCGGCUCAUGCACCGCACGCUGAACGCCCGGAACAUGAAAUUCGGCGCUUCUGGCAAGACCUGCGGGUCCAGCUUCUGCCAGCAUGUAAUCGGGGAGUCGUCCUGGCAGGCAUCGAUGCAAAUGCUGAUUUUGUGGGACGUGAUGAAGAAGAGGUUCUGGUCGGUGACUUACUGUCCCUCCGACCGGCUCGCUUGGCCGAUGACUUGCUUCUUGCCUGCCUGCAUGACACCUCUCUUGCUGCCCCUGGUACUUGGGCUGAAACCCACUCCGGCCCUUCAUGGACCUGGCAGCAUACCGGCGGUAAGGUCCAACGGCUUGACCACCUGCUUGUCACUGGUGGUGUCGUUGUUCGUGGCCAUCGCCAAUUCCCUGAACUUGACAUCCUGAACGGGGAGGAUCUGGCUCCACUAAAGUCCGUCAGUUAUGCACUGCGCACGCUGCAGCUGUCCGACUGCUACCGGCGAGACCUCCGUUGUGCCGGCGCCAACCCUACCUCUCAGAUACGGCUGCUGGUCUCCUUGACACCCUUCGUGAUGCCAGAGCUGAGCUACGUCGUCUCGCUUCUCUUCAGCGACAGCAGCUCUGUGCACUUGCCUUUCAUGCUUGGCACGGUCGGCCACCACCAGCUCCUGCUCGGCGCUGGGAACGCUCAUGCCCAGGCCCGGAUUGACAAACAGGCCUAUUUUGAAUCCCUGCUAGUCGGAGCUAUCGAUCACUGGCAUGCCACGGGUCGCCCUCUUGAGGCUGUCUCCAAGCUUUCAUGGGCGUCCAAAGGAGCUAAGCAGAAGCGCGAUGUGCGGGCCGCCAGUGGCUUCAAUAUCGAUGCUGAACUGCAGUUACAGUUCCAACAACAAGAAGGAGGACGCCCCGUGUCGAGCGCGCAACUCAACAGCGCUUUUGCCAAAUGGGCUGACACUGCCCGCCCAGUUUGCCCGGCAGCGGUCCCUUCCCUUCUGGACGUUGAACACAUGUGCCGUUCCCAGAAGAGAGGCAAGGCCCCUGGGCCGGACCACAUCCGUAAUGAGGUCUGGAAAGCUUGCCCCGACAAAGCUGGACGAUGGUUAUGGCCGAUUUGGCUUCACCUCGCUUGGGGAGAGGCUGAGCCCCUUCAUUUCAAAGCCUCCAUUGUUGGAGCCCUUCAUAAGAAAGGCCCGGCCCACCUGCCCUCCAAUUUCAGAUCUAUUGCCAUGCUUAAUGGUGUUGCGAAACUUUGGCACUCUCAGUUGCGAGCUACGCUCGGUCAGGAAAUCAUUGCUCAUUACUUCCCCACACAGCUCGGCGGGCGGCGUGGGGUCGAUACUGGCCUUGCGCUGGGCGUCUUUCGCUCGGCGGUUGACCUCGGGCGUGACCUCGAUGAAGCGUUGCAAGGGCUGCGCCUGCCGGAACACGUCCACGGACUCAUCCGAGAUGGGGUCCUCUCUGGUUUAGGUGUUCCGCCUGACCAGAUCGCCCUGCUCAGGGAUUGCGUUGAAUGCUCCUUCUGGAGGUUGGUCGGUCAGCCUCAGGCUAUUCUUGCCAGCCGUGGAUCUCGGCCGGGUGACGGUUUGGCCGAUGUUCUCUUUGGCGCGCUCUUUGCAGUCAUCCUUCAAUGCCUUCACCACGCACUCCGCGCUGAAGAUAUUGUGCAUGCAUCCACCUCAGAUGCGUUGGGGAACCCUGACACCGCGCUUCAAAUUGCUUGGGCAGAUGACCUUUGCCUGCUUGUCGAUUUCCUGCGGGCUACCUGGGCCGUCUCUAAACUCCAGCGUUUGUGCUCGAUUGUCUUGCAAGUCUUCGAGGCUUUUCGCUUUCGGGUGAACCUGGGAGCCGGUAAGACUGAGGCCCUAGUCCACCUCCAAGGACCGGGGGCUAAUGAGGCCAGGAAGGAACUCCUGUCGCCCGUUCCUCAGCUCCACCUCACUGAUGGGCGGUGCAUUCGGGUUGUACCCGAGUAUAAGUACCUCGGGGUUGCGCAACGUUGCCGGGAUACCGGCCGCCGUGACAUCGAAGCCGCAGCAUCCCGAGGCAACGCCAUUUGGACCCAGGCUGCUGGCCUCGUGCAUUCUGACCAUCUACCUUGGGUCCUGAAACUUGUGUGGCUCCAGGGGCGUACACUCCCCGCGGCCUACUCCUCCCUUGCCACUACGCUUGCGCAUUCUGAGCGAGCGUGGGGGCCUCUUCAAGGUUUCCUUGAUAAGUGCCUGCGCCAACUUGUCGGAGCCUGGGAUGCCGGCCACCAUGUUGCCUCCGCUCAACUGCGGGCGUGUACGGGAGUGCUUGAUGUCGAGUGUGCCACUCUCAUUGCUAGAGUCCGUCUUCUCUGUCGCAUUGUGUCAGGCCGUUCGGCUGAGGUUUUUGACCUCUUUCAAGCCAGUUGGGAUCGCGGUGGAGAGUGGUCCUCACUCCUUGCUGACGCCGUCCGCAAGGUCUGGCCUGCUUGUGGCCUUCCAGACCUACGCACUGGGGAGCCUACCUUGGAAGGGAUCCGCCGGCAUUCCAAAGCCAUUUUGGCUGCAUGUCGCAAGAUCAGCCGUUCUGGGACGAUGCUCCUCGCGCUCCACCGCGCUUGGAAUAGCCGUCAGCCUCCUUCUCCUAAGAAGAUCAUUGGGGUUGCGGCCCCACAUGUUUGCCCCGAAUGUGGGGUGACCCUGCCUUCGGCCCAUGCUCUUGCUGCGCACCUUCACCGUCUGCACGGGCGUGUCGCACUCUGUACCCAGUAUACACUUGGCACCGUGUGCCUCUGGUGCCUCAUUGAAUUUCAUAACGCCGCGCGCCUCCGCUAUCACCUGCUCAACUCGCCUGCGUGUGAGCAUGGCUUACGCUGUUGUGUUGGGCCCGUCUAUGUGUAUGGGUCCGGCACCAAGCGUCGCGGCCAGCAAGGGCAUGCUCGGGCGCCGGUUUUUCGUCUUACUGGGCCAUGUAAUGCCACUCCAGCCCAGCGACGGGCUGCUGAAGAAGACCGAAACUGCACUGCAGAGGAGCUUGCUGCUGAGCUCCAUGCCUUGGCGCCUGGCCCUGGAUUUGCUGAAGGCGCAAGGUCUUCACCUGUUGUCCCUUUCCGACGGGCUACCGAUCCGGCUGAGGGAACCCCUGUCCCUCCUACCGGUUGUGCACCAGUCGCUGUUGGCCUCGCUGCAGUUGCACAUGCUGCCGUCGAUGGUGUGAACCCCCCUAAUGAGGCAUCUUCGCCUCUCUCGCCUUUCUCCCCGCAUCCUCCCCCUCUUGCGGUGCCGGCUCAGGUUUCGGCCUGUCUACUCUCGGCCUUUUUCUUCGAUGAGUUUCCUGACGACUGCGACCUUCGAGUCCCGUCCUGUCGCUGGUCUGGACUUGCGCCAGGUCUCUGGUGUCUUCCUUGCAGUUGGAAUUGGUGUUGGCGCCUCUUUUGCGCUUUCGACAUGCGUCACCCUUGGUCUGGUGAUGUGUGGCGCCUGUCGGCCUUUCUUCGUCGUGAGGAGCGCCCCUCUGCCCUUCCACGGCUACGUGGCCCUUCUGGAUUUGGCCAAGCUGCAGCAAGUCGCAUCCUUUUUCUGCGUCGGAUGUUGACUUUCCUUCAUCUCAUUCGCCAGCUUCAGCUCGGCGCUGUCCUUUGGAGCGCUCAGCCCCUCCCCGGUGCCUUUUGGGAGUUGCUGGGCCGUGUUGCCCCUGCUGCGGUCGGCGCUUCGGCGGUCUCCGUGCUCGGCUUUGGUUCGGUCGUCAGCUUGCCGGGGGUCGUCCCCUCGGCGCUUGCUGCCCUCUCUGCCGGCUGCCUCGCUUCCGCUCUGCCGCGUCGCCUCGCCUUUCCACAUCAGCUCCUUUCGGCGAGCUGA
This is a messenger RNA of Symbiodinium sp. CCMP2592, 11643 nucleotides long. NCBI's taxonomy places the organism in Eukaryota, Dinophyceae, Suessiales, Symbiodiniaceae. The record is from the annotation of a GenBank genome assembly.